Molecule: messenger RNA, 2269 nt
Organism: Salvia miltiorrhiza (redroot sage)
Lineage: Eukaryota; Viridiplantae; Streptophyta; Magnoliopsida; Lamiales; Lamiaceae
Product: threonine--tRNA ligase, chloroplastic/mitochondrial 2
Biological process (GO): threonyl-tRNA aminoacylation
Cellular component (GO): mitochondrion; chloroplast stroma; cytoplasm
Molecular function (GO): ATP binding; threonine-tRNA ligase activity
Source: RefSeq, a predicted model, not a curated record
GGUUUUGGACUAUCACAAAUAAAUACAAAUAAUUAGAAAUAUGGAAUAAUUACAAAAACCAAUAUAAAUAAAAAAUUAAAUAAAGAAGAAGAAGACGACGACGCAGCUUCAAUUUCCACCACACACACACACACAGCAUUCUCUUUUUCUUGGCCAAUGGCCAUUUUGGUGGGUAGCAGUAGCAGGAUUUGUCUAAUGGAAGCGGCUUUAUCUCUCUCUCUAUCGCUCUCGAAGCCUGCUCAUAGGCUCCUCCACCAUUUCUCUCCCAGAUGCACUCUCUUCUCCCUCAAUCCUCAUUUGCAUCGCCACCAUGCUCUGCCGAGGAGGCCCCGAUUCUCCGCCGUCGCUACUCAACUCACAGAGACUCCCCCGCCCACUGCUGCGCCGCCGCCGCCGCCGCCGCUUGUUCUCCCCACUAACCAGUCCUCCCAGAGACUCCUCAGGAUUCGCCACACGUGCGCUCAUGUGAUGGCCAUGGCUGUUCAAAAGAUCUAUCCAGAAGCAAAAGUCACAAUUGGUCCUUGGAUAGACAAUGGUUUCUACUACGAUUUUGAUGUGGAGCCUCUCACUGACCAGGACCUUAAGAAGAUUAAGAAGGAAAUGGAUCGCAUUAUUGGUAGGAAUCUGCCUUUAGUUAGAGAAGAAGUUAGCAGAGAUGAAGCAGAGAAAAGGAUUAUGGCCAUCAACGAGCCCUACAAAAUGGAGAUUCUUGAGAGCAUUAAAGAGGAGCCCAUCACUAUCUAUCACAUAGGUGAUGAAUGGUGGGAUCUUUGUGCUGGCCCUCAUGUUGAAUCUACAGGUAACAUCAAUAGAAAAGCUGUUGAGCUUGAAUCUGUUGCUGGGGCUUACUGGAGAGGAGACGUAACUAAGCCAAUGCUGCAACGAGUGUACGGCACAGCAUGGGAGAAUGAGGAACAACUCAAAGCCUACCUUCACUUCAAGGAGGAGGCAAAAAGGCGGGAUCAUCGUCGGAUAGGUCAAGAUCUUGAUUUAUUUUCUAUACAGGAUGAGGCGGGUGGGGGAUUGGUUUUUUGGCAUCCCAAGGGUGCUAUCAUGAGACACAUAAUUGAAGAUGCCUGGAAAAAGAUUCACUUACAGCGUGGCUAUGAUCUCCUCUAUACUCCACAUGUGGCAAAAGCAGAUCUCUGGAAGAUUAGUGGUCAUCUGGACUUUUACAAAGAGAACAUGUUUGACCAGAUGGAGAUAGAGGAGGAACUUUAUCAGCUUCGACCAAUGAAUUGUCCUUACCAUAUUUUGGUCUACAAAGCACAGCAACAUUCCUACAGGGAUUUUCCAAUCAGGGUUGCUGAGCUUGGAACAGUGUAUAGAUAUGAGUUGUCUGGAAGUUUACAUGGUCUAUUCCGAGUAAGAGGAUUUACCCAGGAUGAUGCCCACAUCUUUUGUUUAGAGGAACAAAUCAAAGAUGAAAUCAGGGGUGUCCUGGAUCUUACAGAGGAAAUACUGCUGCAGUUUGGUUUUGACAAGUAUGAAGUGAACCUGUCGACAAGACCAGAGAAAUUUGUUGGAGGUGAUGAAAUAUGGGACAAAGCAACCGUUGCUCUAAAGGACGCUCUAAAUGACAAAGGCUGGAGUUAUCAGAUUGAUGAUGGUGGUGGUGCUUUUUACGGCCCCAAAAUUGAUCUCAAAAUAGAGGAUGCUCUGGGAAGGAAGUGGCAGUGCUCGACCAUACAGGUUGAUUUUAAUUUGCCUGAGCGAUUUGACAUGACAUAUGUGGACUCUGAUCAAGAGAGAAAGCGACCAAUCAUGAUACAUAGAGCAAUUCUUGGAUCGUUGGAGCGGUUCUUUGGAGUUCUUAUAGAACAUUAUGCUGGAGAUUUUCCAUUAUGGUUGUCUCCAAUUCAGGCGCGCUUGUUACCCAUAACUGACUCACAGUUGGAUUAUUGCAAGAGAGUGGUUGAAAGAUUGAAAGCUGAUGGGAUUCGGGCUGAAAUAUGCAACGGGGAAAGGAUAUCGAAACUUAUUAGGAGCUCAGAAAAGCUUAAGAUUCCAUUGAUGGCUGUAGUUGGAGCAAAAGAGGUUGAAAGUGAGACAGUGACUGUUAGAUCUAGGUUUGGUGGAGAGUUGGGAACCAUGGCGGUUGAUGAGUUUGUCACCAGAAUCAAGCAUGCAAUUCAAGACAAGACUUCCUUUUAAUUCAAGGGUUUUCAACUGUAAUACCUCAGUUUUAGCAUAAUACCUCAGUUUUAGUAGUUAGAUUAUUUUGAACCGUAAAUAUUUCAAAGAUAUAAAAGGUGUUUUAGUUGUUUUA